Chrysoperla carnea is the source of this 826-nucleotide messenger RNA. RefSeq names its product ribonuclease P protein subunit rpr2-like. The record is from RefSeq and is a predicted model, not a curated record. The transcript has 3 exons. Lineage: Eukaryota; Metazoa; Arthropoda; Insecta; Neuroptera; Chrysopidae. Bases 133 to 510 code for a protein of 125 amino acids. Gene Ontology annotation, cellular component: nucleolar ribonuclease P complex. Gene Ontology annotation, biological process: tRNA processing.
UCUUUGCUUUUACCACAUGCUUAGUGUCAAUGUGUGAAUUUUGAGGUUAUGAAAUACUAUUUUUUGUUAUUGUUUUUUUAUUUGUGCUUUUAUUAGCUAAUAAAUUGAAAUUACAUCAAUAAUUUACCAAUCAUGAACAAAAAACUAAUAAAUAUAGCAGGAAAAGAAUCGUUUCAAAGAAUGAAUUAUUUGUAUCAGGCAAGUGAGUUAAUGCAUAAAUUGAAUGCAAAUAUUUCUACACAUUACAACGAUAUAUUAUUAAGUAUUGCAAAAAAGUCAGUUUUACGAAUUGAUACAACUAUUAAAAAUACUUUAUGCAAAGGAUGCCACUCAUUACUUGAACCAGGUAACACAACACGAUUACGAUUUAAAAAGAAAAAUAAAUUUAUGAGAAUUAAAUGUUUGAAUUGCGGAACAAUUAAAAGAAUUCUUUGUAACAAAAAUUAUAAAAUAUGGAAUGAUAGACCAGAAUCUAUUUUAACUAUUAUCGAUUUAAAAAAUAACACUUAGCGAAAACAAACUUCAGUUAAUACUAUGUUGAAAUAACAUAAUUAUUUAUGAAAUUAAAUUUUUAAAAGAAGAAAUAUUGAUGUUCCCUGAAAUUAAGCUGCCAGUGAACCGAAAUAUUUGCUAAGUGGAUUCCGAUUUGUGCUUGCGUACAAUUAUUGUCGAAAAUAUAAAACUAUUUAAAAUAUUUUACGUUUAGUAUAGACAUUAGCGGGAAGAAUUUCGUUGCACUAUACUUUUUAAAAGUAACCCUAGUGUGUUUGCAAAAGCUUAUUUCUGGAAAAUUAAGGACCUUGCUUUUACCGCUAAUGUCUAUACU